AUGAAGUCUAGGACAGGCCAGGUGGGCAGCGCGGUCCCCCGGGGGCAGAAACCUGGCCCCAGACAGUGCUGGCCCCUGCUGCUGCUGGGUCUGGCUGUGGGUGCCCAUGGCCUAGAGCCCUCAACAACAGCACCAAGGACCAGGGCCCUGGGUCCCAGAAACCCUGAAGGAAGCACUCCUUGGAGUCUGUGGGACAGGUUCCUGCUCUGGCUUGGCCCCCAGGGAACAGGUCCGAGGUGCUGGCCCAGUGGGUUUUGGUCUGAACCCCAGUCAUCAUGGUUUGUCUUCAGCAAGGGGACCCAGCUCACCAUCCUAGGCCAGCCUCACUCCGAACCCUUGGUCACCCUGUUCCCACCCUCCUCUGAAGAGCUCCGAGUCAACAAGGCCACAUUGGUGUGUCUGAUCAGUGAUUUCUACCCCGGUCACUUAACGGUCACCUGGAAGGCAGAUGGUACCACCAUCACCCAGGGUGUGGAGACCACCCAGCCCUCCCAGCAGAGCGACCACAAGUAUGUUGCCAGCAGCUACCUGAGCCUGUCACCCAGCAAGUGGAAAUCUCACAGCCAGUUCAGCUGCCAGGUCACACACGACGGGAGCACUGUGGAAAAGACACUGGUCCCUGCACAAUGUCCUUAUCCUUAGU
Molecule: messenger RNA, 643 nt
Organism: Talpa occidentalis (Iberian mole)
Lineage: Eukaryota; Metazoa; Chordata; Mammalia; Eulipotyphla; Talpidae
Product: immunoglobulin lambda-like polypeptide 5
Exons: 3
Coding region: 1-642 (213 amino acids)
Biological process (GO): peptide antigen assembly with MHC class II protein complex; immunoglobulin production involved in immunoglobulin-mediated immune response; antigen processing and presentation of exogenous peptide antigen via MHC class II
Cellular component (GO): MHC class II protein complex
Molecular function (GO): MHC class II protein complex binding
Source: RefSeq, a predicted model, not a curated record